AUUAUUAUUACCAAGCACAUAACACUUAUUCUCUACUACAUGCAAACCAUCAAAAGUUGCACAUAAAUCACAACAUGGCUUCUUUUACAUCAUCCUUGCUACCAAAUCAUAAGUUCCGAAUCAAACUAUUGUUCUUCCUGAUCUUAAACCUCUUCCAUCUUCAUACGUUAGUUUUUGCUAAUUCAUCUAACUCUAAGUUCUCAAAAUUCUCAAGACACCCAAACUCAGAGUCAUCAUCAUCGAGAAGAACCAAACACUCAAACGAUGGGUUUCUCAACUCAGUCCAAAGCAGCUUGGACCAGGCUCUCUUAGCCCGUUCUCUCGCCUUCAGACUCACGCUCUCGCAGCGUACUUCUCAAACCCUCAUGCUCGAUCCUGUCGACGACUGUCUUGAGCUGCUAGACGACACACUCGACAUGCUGUCUCGCAUCGUUGUCAACCCUAAAGAUCAUGCAAAUGAUGAUGUCCAUACGUGGCUAAGCGCUGCGUUGACUAAUCAAGAGACUUGUAAGCAAAGCCUCAGUGAGAAAACGAGCUUCCAUAAAGAAGGGUUCACGAUUGAUCCGGUUGUAAGUAACCUCACCAGUUUACUAACCGAUUCGCUAGACAUGUUCGUUUCCUCUAAGCCGAAACGUCGUGAAAAUGGUGGCCGGAAACUAUUGUCCGGUCAGGAUUAUCCAACGUGGGUUUCUUUGUCGGACCGGAGGCUUUUGGAAGCUUCGGUGGAAGAGCUGAGACCUCACGCCGUGGUGGCUGCCGACGGAAGCGGGACACACGUGAGCGUAGGGGAAGCGUUGGCGUCUUUGGAGAAGGGGAGUGGUGGCAGAAGCGUCAUCCACUUAACAGCUGGAACCUAUAAAGAGAAUCUGAAUAUUCCGACCAAGCAGAAGAACGUCAUGUUGGUUGGUGACGGUAAAGGCAAAACAGUUAUUGUCGGUAGCAGAAGUAACAAAGGCGGCUACGAUACUUACCAAUCCGCUACUGUCGGUGGGUUUUCCUUACCAUUUUAUCAUUACAAAAAUCAGAAUAUUAAUUAAUUUGGACAUUCAUAAAAAAGAAAAUUCGGACAAAUCUCAUUAAUAUUAUUUUUUCUCAAAGCAAAAAAACAUUAUUUAUCACAAAGUAGCAUACAUAGACAAUAUUUCAAUUCUAAUUUUGAAAAUGAUGGGGUUACAUAUGCAAAUUACAAAUAUCAUUUAUCAAACAUAAAGAUAAUUAUCUAAACUCUAAAUUGAAACAAAAUUCAAAUAAAAUAUGUAUAUUUUAUAUAUAAUUUAAUAUUCAUGUUUUAACUAUUUUGUUUCAUGGUUGUCUUGAAUUUUUUUAACUUUCAUAUCUCCUUUUUAAUGUUCGAAAGAUCGUUAUUAUGCGUUUUAUAGACGAC
Molecule: messenger RNA, 1384 nt
Organism: Raphanus sativus (radish)
Lineage: Eukaryota; Viridiplantae; Streptophyta; Magnoliopsida; Brassicales; Brassicaceae
Product: probable pectinesterase/pectinesterase inhibitor 35
Exons: 1
Coding region: 75-1037 (320 amino acids)
Biological process (GO): cell wall modification
Molecular function (GO): pectinesterase inhibitor activity; pectinesterase activity
Source: RefSeq, a predicted model, not a curated record